AUGUAUCAUGUUUCUUCAGAAAUUCAAGAUAAUUUUCCUAUUGAAGGAUCACAUGUUUCAGAAUGCUCUUUUAGAGCCCAACAAUCUGAUAUGACAUUCAUACAAGACUCAGAUUUAAGAUCUACAAUUGAAGAAAAUGCCUUUCAAGCCCUAUCUGAAGGAUUCCAGAAAAAAGUAAGACAUACAUUUUGUAUCCCUGGACCAAAUGAAGAUAAAGACCUUCUUCCAUUGACUUUUCCAAGAAAACUUUGGACACUCGUUGGAAGUGAUCAAUUUAAAUCUAUUUGGUGGGAUGAGUCCGGAACUUGUAUCGUUAUAGAUGAAGAGCUAUUUAAGAAAGAAAUUUUGGAAAGAAAAGCCCCUUUUAGAAUAUUUGAAACUGGAAGUAUGAAAAGUUUGGCUCGGCAGUUGAAUCUUUAUGGUUUUAGUAAACUGAGACAAAAUGUUCAAAGAUCUGCUUCUCUAGAUGAAUUUUUGGCAGAGGAAAAAAACAUCCCCCUUCUAAACAAGGUACAGUGUUACCAUAAUCCAGAUUUUAAAAGAGAUUGCCCUCACCUUUUAGUAAAUAUUAAAAGGAGAAUAAAGAGUAAAAGUGCUACACAUCUAUCUUCGGUUGAUAAAGAUUGCAGCAAGAAACCAUUUCCAGAAGAGAGAAAUUCAAAUAAUCAUAAAUCAAGAUCACGAGGUAAAACUAAAAAUAAUGGUUUACUUUCAAGUUCCACAAGUAUGCCUCCAAAAGAGACAUUUCCCAGUCAAAUAAUUGCUAAUGUAAAUGCUCCCAUGAGAACUGAAUUUUGUUCCCCUUCUACUUUAAUUGGACCAAUCGGACCAAAUGAGGCAGAUAAAUAUACUAGCAUUAAUCAAUUUGCUAUUUCAGUCACACAGUCCAGAUAUAGUUACACUCAAGGAAAUGGCUGUAUUGUGAACUGUGUUAAAACAACAAUGUCUUCUUCUCAGUGCCACAUAAUACCUUCAGUCCAGAACAACAAUUUUAGAAGGAUCAUUCUACCAUCAUCUUUUCCAUCAAUUAAUGAGACUCCUUUUCAAAAUGUGCAUCCAACAAGUAAUCUUUUUUGCCAAAUGCCUCUAACAACUGAUGCAUCUGAAGCCAAUUUUCAAUUAUCAAAUCAUCAAUCAUCUUCUGUAUAUCAAUAUCUUCCUAUGACAACUAGAGCUCUUCCUCAGAACACCUGA
This is a messenger RNA of Suncus etruscus (white-toothed pygmy shrew), 1194 nucleotides long. Its product is annotated as heat shock transcription factor, Y-linked-like. Gene Ontology annotation, biological process: regulation of DNA-templated transcription. Gene Ontology annotation, molecular function: DNA-binding transcription factor activity; sequence-specific DNA binding. The record is from RefSeq and is a predicted model, not a curated record. NCBI's taxonomy places the organism in Eukaryota, Metazoa, Chordata, Mammalia, Eulipotyphla, Soricidae.